CCGGGUUCUGCAAAGCUGCGAUGCAGAGGACGCAGCAACGGCCUGGCCGGCUUGAGCCAACGAUCUCGCGAGUACGCCAAAUUGGAUGAAUGGGUGGGUCGGAGAAGCCGCCGGGGGUGGAAAUGACAGGGGCCCCUGUUGUAUCAGCCGAUGUGUUUGAUGCAUUUGUCCAUGAUAUGCAAGCAGUGGGAUUCUGGCCGGGAGCUGCUUAUUACCUGAACCUUGAAAGGAAUGCAGAAUACAAUGGAAAGCAUCCAGGAAGACUGGUGCUGCCUGUGCUGUUUGUCCAUGCAACGUGGGACUUGGUGUGCUGCACAAUCCUAUCAAGGCUUGCAGAACCCAUGCGCAAGACCUGCAGGAACCUCACCGAGGAGAAGUCGAGGCUGGUCGCCUUGGUGCACCUGCAGAAGCCAGCAGAGGUCAACACAGCCGUGAUGUGUUUUCUGGAGGGGCAUCGGCUGAUGGAGGAACGAGCUAGUGAUGUCAGAGAUGAGGACGAGGAUGGUCAUGGCCAUGGUGAUCGAGGGGUGGGCAGCUGGAACAAAGAAGUCGGGCAUCAGCGAGCGGCAUCCCCGCUGCGUCCCCCGAUUAGGCUGUCCGUUGGUCUGGUCUGGGUCGGUCUUUGCUCAAAAUUUCCACACCAAGGUGGUCUUUGGUCUGGGUUGGUCUUUAAGGCAAAGACCAACCUCCAGACCGGGCGUGGGUGGUUUUUUUAACUAAACCCAUCUAUGCAUAAAUCUGGUAUAAAUGUGCAUAUUUGGGCAAAUCACCAGCAUUCUCGGCAUAAUUUUGCUGACUGAUUGUUGAUAUACUUCCUAAAAAGGUAAUGUUGGUGGUGAUCACGGACCAGUGGAGGCAUGUUCAAAAGACCGACCCAAGGUGGUCUGGUCCUACUCUCAAAUUUCCCAACUUGGUCCGGGUUGACUGUGUAAAAGACCAAAGACCACCGGUUUCCACCGGCCCCAACGGACACCCUACCCCCGAUGUGGGGUUAAGUCCUUGGACCGGCCUUAAGCCGGAGUUUGCAGUG
Messenger RNA from Xylona heveae TC161, 1030 nucleotides. RefSeq lists its product as hypothetical. The transcript has a single exon. The record is from RefSeq and is a predicted model, not a curated record. The coding region runs from base 90 to 716 and encodes 208 amino acids. Lineage: Eukaryota; Fungi; Ascomycota; Xylonomycetes; Xylonales; Xylonaceae.